This is a messenger RNA of Cryptomeria japonica (Japanese cedar), 1911 nucleotides long. Its product is annotated as probable proline transporter 2. The record is from RefSeq and is a predicted model, not a curated record. Gene Ontology annotation, cellular component: plasma membrane. Lineage: Eukaryota; Viridiplantae; Streptophyta; Pinopsida; Cupressales; Cupressaceae. The transcript has 8 exons. The coding region runs from base 156 to 1499 and encodes 447 amino acids.
UUAUUCAUUUCUCUCCGGUUUUUGUGCAAUCCAAUGAUAUAUGUACAAAUGUAUAAACACUAGAGACCGUUGAUUCUAUUUAAGUGACAGCUAUUCUGUAUUGGAGAAGAAUCCAUUGAGGUGUCAAGUAAGGCUGUUCUAAAUUGUAAAAGAGAAUGAAAGAGCAGAAAGAUUUCAUGGUAAAAUCAAUUGAAGACAUCAUGGCCACAGAGCAAGAAGAAAUUAGUUUUUCUACCCAUAAGUCUGCACACAAACUUGACAAUGAUUCAUGGCAGAAAGUGGGACUGAUGUUAGUUACAAGUUUCAACUGUGUGUACAUUUUGGGAUAUUCAAAUCUCAUUUUAGUUCCUCUAGGAUUGGUCUGGGGAAUUAUUGGCAUGGUUGUUUUGGGUGCGUUCUCACUCUAUGCCAAUUUGCUGCUUGCAAAUUUGUAUAUUAUAGAUGGCCAGCGCUUUAUCAGAUAUAGAGAUUUAGUUGGCCAUGUAUUUGGGAAGAAAAUGUACUAUAUAACCUGGGCUCUACAGUUUGCACAUUUCAUACUCUGCAAUAUGGGAUUCCUACUACUUUCUGGGAGAUCUCUCAAGGAUAUCUUUCUGGAAGAAAACAGCAAAUGGGUGCCACUAAAACUUCCUGAGUUUAUCAUGAUCUCAGGAUUUACAUACUUCAUUUUUGCCUUCUGGGUACCACAUUUAUCAGCCUUAGGCAUGUGGUAUGGAAUUUCAGCAUUCUUUACCGUUCUCUAUAUUGCAAUCUCAAUGAUAAUAUCAAUCAAAGAUGGGAAAUCUGGAUCCAAAGACUACAACAUAACAGGGCAGAAAGAAGAAAAGAUUUUCAAUGCAUUAGGAGCCAUAGCAGCCAUUGUGUUUGCAAAUAACUCUGGCAUGCUACCUGAAAUUCAGGCUACAUUGCAAAGACCAGCAAUAAAAAAUAUGCACAAAGCCCUCUACUUACAAUUUACCUUUGGAAUUGCUAUAUACUACAUGGUGACCAUUGUUGGAUACUGGGCAUAUGGAUCCUCCAUCUCAGACUAUAUGCUAGGUGACUUAAUAAAUGGUCCUAGAUGGGCUAAAAUUUUGGCAAACAGUAGUGUCUUCUUACAGACUAUAGUAUCACAACAUAUAUUCUGUGUUCCAGUGCAUGAGGCUCUCGACACCAGAUUUUGUAAGCUGGAUGAACAUGAAAGUUCUGUACACAACCUGAUAACUCGAUUCAUACUUCGUGCACUCUUCUUUACAUUUAGCACGCUUUGUGCUGCCAUGUUUCCCUUUCUAGGGGACUUUGUAACCUUGGUGGGUGCACUGUCCCUUGUUCCUUUGACAUUCCUAUUUCCAGCCUUGGUAUUCCUUAAGGUGAAAUGGUGCAGGAUAAGUACAUGGGAAAAAUCAUGGCAUAUUUUCACUGUUGUCUUAUUUGGGCUUUUAACAUUGGGGAGCACCAUAUCAGCUAUUCGGCUGAUCAUAAUAAAUGCUAAAACAUACCAUGUAUUUGCAAACACAUGAUUCACGUUGUUGGAGAUAAUAGAAUCUGCAUUAUCAAUCAACAUGAAUGUUCAAAUUUGAUGGCGUUGACGAGGAGAAUUUUCUGCAAAAUCUGAACUCUCAUUCCAUGGAUAGAGCAAAAAGGCCGAGGACCCGAAAUUAGUAGGGCUUUUGAAGAAUUUGCUACACAUAUUGUUGAAUUUUUGAGUGGAAAUAUUUUAAGUAGAACAUGCACACGAUGUUUUUGUUCAAUUAGUUGUGUCAAAAUCAGUCACCAUAUAUCAAUCAGUACAGCAAUUGUAGGACUUGAUAGGCGCACUUGUGGCAGACUUGUCUAUGUUAAAGUAUAUUUUCAAAAGUGACUUCUUGAAAUCUUGGAGAAUCCAUUAUAAGGGAUUUUUAUUUUUAAUAUUAUAAAUCAAAUCCAUUAUGA